AUGAGCACUGAAGUCCGCGAUGUCCCGGUGGCAGUGCGCUUGCCACCGUCUAAGUGGAAGCUACCUGAUACGAACAACAAUCUUGGUGACUAUCUACCAAACUUCACUCUUCAAACGGAGACACUCUCCUGCCGUGGACGAAAUUGGCUCAUUGUUUUGCAACUCUUCUUCGGAGAGCUUGUGGCGUCAGCAAUGAUCACCUUUCCUUACUUUCUCAUUGAUCCUACCUUGCGCUAUUGUGCGGUCUCGGAGGCACUGGCGGUGGGAGGACUCGUCUACGCUGCUGUCUGGUUAAUCUACCCUAUUUCAGGGGCUCAGAUAAACCCUAUUAUCACCCUUGCCUUCGGAUUGACUCGUCGUAUCUGCCUCUACUUCGUGCCGCUGUACUGGAUCGCACAGUUUUUGGGCGCUGGAUUCUCGAUGUCCAUCGCCUAUUACGUCUCACCAUUCCUGAACUGCGCCCCUGACAUGGGCAUGACUGUUCCACGCAACGGAAUUACCGUCUUUCAGGCGUUGUGGUUGGAAUGUUUGAUUACUUUUCUUCUCCUCAUUGUAAUUCUUGCGGGUACUGACGAGGCCAGGGAAACGGUGUGGACCAUGGGAGAUGGAUCUACUCUGGCUUGUGUCUACAUGCUCAUGUACUUUGCCAUCACCAUCGUGACUGUAAGCUUACUCAUUGUGCUACAAUUAACUCACCACAUAUGUGUUCACGAUAAGUCCUUGGGUGUCCAUGCCCGGUUUGGCCUCGUGACUCGAUAA
Molecule: messenger RNA, 759 nt
Organism: Hydatigera taeniaeformis
Lineage: Eukaryota; Metazoa; Platyhelminthes; Cestoda; Cyclophyllidea; Taeniidae
Source: the annotation of a GenBank genome assembly